GCCGCUGCCGCUGCUGCUGCUGCUGCUGCUGUUGCUGCUGCCGCUGCCACCACUACUGGGAGACCAAGUGGGGCCCUGUCGUUCUCUCGGGUCUGGGGGACGAGGCUCCUCGGGGGCCUGCGCCCCCGUGGGCUGGCUCUGUCCAGCUUCAGCCUCGAACCUCUGGCUCUACACCAGCCGCUGCAGAGAUGCGGGCAUCGAGCUGACUGGCCACCUGGUGCCCCACCACGAUGGCCUGAGGGUCUGGUGUCCAGAAUCUGGCGCCCAUAUCCCCCUUCCACCAGCCCCUGAAGGCUGCCCCUGGAGCUGUCGCCUCCUGGGCAUUGGAGGCCACCUUUCUCCACAGGGCAAGUUGACCCUGCCUCAGGAACACCCUUGCUUAAAGGCUCCACAGUUGAAAUGUCAGUCUUGCAAGCUGGCACAGGUCCCAGGGCUCAGGACAGGGGAAGGGUCACCAGAGGAGUCCAUGGGUGGACGGCGAAAAAGGAAUGUAAAUACAGCACCUCAGUUCCAACCCCCCAGCUAUCAGGCCACAGUGCCUGAGAACCAGCCAGCGGGAACCUCUGUUGCAUCACUCCGUGCCAUCGAUCCAGAUGAGGGAGAGGCAGGUCGGCUGGAGUACACCAUGGAUGCCCUCUUUGAUAGCCGCUCCAACCAUUUCUUCUCCUUGGACCCAAUCACUGGUGCUGUCACCACAGCAGAGGAGCUGGAUCGGGAGACCAAGAGUACCCAUGUCUUCAGGGUCACUGCACAGGAUCAUGGUAUGCCUCGAAGGAGUGCCCUGGCUACACUCACCAUUUUGGUGACUGACACCAAUGACCAUGACCCUGUUUUUGAGCAGCAGGAGUACAAGGAGAGCCUCAGGGAGAACCUGGAGGUUGGCUAUGAGGUGCUCACUGUCAGGGCCACGGAUGGUGAUGCUCCCCCCAAUGCCAAUAUUCUGUACCGCCUGCUGGAGGGGCCUGGGGGCAGCCCUUCGGAAGUCUUUGAAAUUGACCCUCGAUCUGGUGUGAUCCGCACCCGUGGCCCAGUGGAUCGGGAAGAGGUGGAGUCCUACAAGCUGACAGUGGAAGCAACUGACCAGGGUCGGGACCCAGGUCCACGGAGUGCCACAGCCACUGUUUUUCUGUCUGUGGAGGAUGACAAUGACAAUGCCCCUCAGUUUAGUGAGAAGCGUUAUGUGGUCCAGGUGCGAGAGGAUGUGACCCCAGGGGCACCAGUACUCCGUGUCACAGCCUCGGACCGGGACAAGGGUAGCAAUGCCCUGGUGCACUAUAGCAUCAUGAGUGGCAAUGCUCGGGGACAGUUUUAUCUGGAUGCCCAGACUGGGGCCCUGGAUGUGGUGAGUCCUCUUGACUAUGAGACAACCAAAGAGUAUACUCUACGGGUGCGGGCACAGGAUGGGGGUCGGCCCCCACUGUCUAAUGUCUCUGGCCUGGUAACAGUGCAAGUCCUGGAUAUUAAUGAUAAUGCCCCUAUCUUUGUCAGCACCCCUUUCCAAGCUACUGUCCUGGAGAGUGUCCCCUUAGGCUACUUGGUUCUCCAUGUCCAGGCAAUUGAUGCUGAUGCUGGUGACAAUGCCCGCCUGGAGUACCGCCUUGCUGGAGUUGGGCAUGACUUCCCUUUCACCAUCAACAAUGGCACAGGCUGGAUCUCUGUGGCUGCUGAACUGGACCGGGAGGAAGUUGAUUUCUAUAGCUUUGGGGUAGAAGCCCGAGACCAUGGCAUCCCAGCACUCACUGCCUCAGCCAGUGUCAGUGUAACCAUCCUGGACGUCAACGAUAACAACCCAACCUUUACCCAGCCAGAGUACACAGUUCGGCUCAAUGAGGAUGCAGCUGUGGGCACCAGUGUAGUGACUGUGUCAGCUGUGGACCGAGAUGCUCAUAGUGUCAUCACAUACCAGAUCACCAGCGGUAACACCCGCAACCGCUUCUCCAUCACCAGUCAGAGUGGCGGUGGGCUGGUGUCCCUCGCCUUGCCACUGGACUACAAACUUGAGAGGCAGUAUGUGUUGGCUGUUACUGCCUCUGAUGGCACAAGGCAGGAUACAGCACAGAUUGUGGUGAAUGUCACUGAUGCCAACACCCAUCGUCCGGUCUUUCAGAGCUCCCACUAUACAGUGAAUGUUAAUGAGGACCGGCCAGCAGGCACCACGGUGGUGCUGAUCAGUGCUACAGACGAGGACACAGGUGAGAAUGCCCGUAUUACCUACUUUAUGGAGGACAGCAUCCCCCAGUUCCGUAUUGAUGCAGACACAGGGGCUGUCACCACCCAGGCUGAACUAGACUAUGAAGACCAGGUGUCUUAUACCUUGGCCAUCACUGCUCGGGACAAUGGCAUUCCCCAGAAGUCUGACACCACCUACCUGGAGAUUCUGGUGAAUGACGUGAAUGACAAUGCUCCUCAGUUCCUCCGGGAUUCCUAUCAGGGCAGUGUCUAUGAGGAUGUGCCCCCUUUCACCAGUGUCCUGCAGAUCUCAGCCACUGAUCGUGACUCUGGUCUUAAUGGCCGGGUAUUCUAUACCUUCCAAGGAGGUGAUGAUGGAGAUGGUGACUUUAUUGUAGAGUCCACUUCAGGCAUAGUGAGAACACUGCGCAGGCUAGAUCGUGAGAAUGUGGCCCAGUACAUCUUACGAGCAUAUGCAGUGGACAAGGGGAUGCCCCCAGCCCGCACACCCAUGGAAGUGACAGUCACUGUGUUAGAUGUGAACGACAAUCCACCUGUCUUUGAGCAGGAUGAGUUUGAUGUGUUUGUGGAAGAGAACAGCCCCAUUGGGCUGGCCGUGGCCCGUGUCACGGCCACUGACCCUGAUGAAGGCACCAAUGCACAGAUCAUGUACCAGAUUGUGGAGGGUAACAUCCCUGAGGUCUUCCAGUUGGAUAUUUUUUCUGGGGAGCUGACUGCCCUGGUGGACUUAGACUACGAGGACCGGCCUGAAUACGUCCUGGUCAUCCAGGCCACAUCAGCUCCACUGGUGAGCAGGGCUACUGUCCAUGUCCGCCUCCUUGACCGCAAUGAUAACCCACCAGUGCUGGGCAACUUUGAAAUCCUUUUCAACAACUAUGUCACCAACCGCUCGAGCAGCUUCCCUGGGGGUGCCAUUGGCCGAGUGCCUGCUCAUGACCCUGACAUCUCGGACAGCCUGACUUACAGCUUUGAGCGGGGAAAUGAACUCAGCUUGGUCCUACUCAACGCUUCCACGGGAGAGCUGAGGCUGAGCCGGGCACUGGAUAACAACCGGCCUCUGGAGGCCAUCAUGAGCGUGUUGGUGUCAGAUGGCGUUCACAGCGUGACAGCCCAGUGUGCACUGCGCGUCACCAUUAUCACAGAUGAGAUGCUCACACACAGUAUCACGUUGCGCCUGGAAGACAUGUCGCCCGAGCGCUUCCUGUCACCACUGCUGGGCCUCUUCAUUCAAGCGGUGGCCGCCACGUUGGCCACGCCCCCGGACCACGUGGUGGUCUUCAACGUGCAGCGGGACACCGACGCCCCCGGUGGCCACAUCCUCAACGUGAGCCUGUCAGUGGGCCAGCCACCGGGACCCGGGGGUGGGCCGCCCUUUCUGCCCUCCGAAGACCUGCAGGAGCGCCUGUACCUCAAUCGCAGCCUGCUGACGGCCAUCUCGGCGCAGCGCGUGCUGCCCUUCGACGACAACAUCUGCCUGCGCGAGCCCUGUGAGAACUACAUGCGCUGCGUGUCGGUCCUGCGCUUCGACUCCUCGGCGCCCUUCAUCGCCUCCUCCUCCGUGCUCUUUCGGCCCAUCCACCCGGUCGGGGGCCUGCGCUGCCGUUGCCCACCAGGCUUCACCGGAGACUACUGUGAGACGGAGGUGGACCUCUGCUACUCGCGCCCCUGCGGUCCCCACGGGCGUUGCCGCAGCCGUGAGGGAGGCUACACCUGCCUCUGCCGUGAGGGCUACACGGGUGAGCACUGUGAGGUGAGUGCCCGCUCAGGCCGUUGCACCCCAGGUGUCUGCAAGAAUGGGGGUACCUGUGUCAACCUGCUAGUGGGCGGUUUCAAGUGUGACUGCCCAUCUGGGGACUUCGAGAAGCCCUACUGCCGGGUGACCACGCGCAGCUUCCCUGCCCGCUCCUUUAUCACCUUCCGUGGCCUGCGCCAGCGCUUCCACUUCACCCUGGCCCUCUCGUUUGCCACUAAGGAGCGCAACGGGCUGCUGUUGUACAAUGGGCGCUUCAAUGAGAAGCAUGACUUUGUGGCCCUUGAGGUGAUUCAGGAGCAGGUUCAACUCACCUUCUCUGCAGGAGAGUCGACCACCACCGUGUCACCAUUUGUACCUGGAGGGGUCAGUGAUGGCCAGUGGCACACGGUGCAGCUGAAGUACUAUAAUAAGCCACUGUUGGGCCAGACGGGGCUCCCGCAAGGCCCAUCUGAACAGAAGGUGGCUGUGGUGUCUGUGGAUGGCUGUGAUACAGGAGUGGCUCUGCGCUUCGGAGCUAUACUGGGCAACUACUCCUGUGCUGCUCAGGGCACCCAGGGUGGCAGCAAGAAGUCUCUGGAUCUGACAGGGCCCCUGCUGCUGGGUGGGGUGCCCGACCUGCCUGAGAGCUUCCCUGUCCGAAUGCGGCACUUUGUGGGCUGCAUGAAGAACUUGCAAGUGGACAGCCGGCACGUAGACAUGGCCGACUUCAUUGCCAACAAUGGCACUGUGCCUGGAUGCCCCACCAAGAAGAACGUGUGUGACAGCAACACUUGCCACAAUGGGGGCACCUGCGUGAACCAGUGGGAUGCGUUCAGCUGCGAGUGUCCCCUGGGCUUCGGGGGCAAGAGCUGUGCCCAGGAAAUGGCCAAUCCCCAGCUCUUCCUGGGCAACAGCCUUGUGGCCUGGCACGGCCUCUCACUGCCCAUCUCUCAGCCUUGGCACCUCAGUCUCAUGUUCCGCACACGCCAGGCCAAUGGCGUCCUGCUACAGGCUGUCACCAGGGGACGCAGCACCAUUACUCUACAGCUUCGAGAGGGCCACGUGGUGUUGAGUGUGGAGGGCACAGGGCUUCAGGCCUCGUCCCUCCGUCUGGAGCCAGGUCGGGCCAAUGAUGGUGACUGGCACCACACACAGCUGUCACUGGGAGCCAGCGGGGGCCCUGGCCAUGCCAUCCUGUCCUUCGACUACGGGCAACAGAGGGCAGAGGGAAACCUGGGCCCCCGCCUUCAUGGGCUGCACCUGAGCAACAUUACAGUCGGGGGAGUCCCUGGGCCUGCCAGUGGUGUGGCCCGAGGCUUCCGGGGCUGUUUGCAGGGUGUGCGGGUAAGUGAGAUGCCCGAGGGUGCCAGCAGUCUUGAUCCCAGCCGUGGGGAGAGCAUCAACGUGGAACCAGGAUGUAGCUUGCCAGACCCCUGUGACUCCAACCCGUGUCCUGCUAACAGCUACUGCAGCAAUGACUGGGAUAGCUAUUCCUGCAGCUGUGAUCCAGGUUACUAUGGUGACAACUGUACUAAUGUGUGUGACCUGAACCCUUGUGAGCACCAGUCUGUGUGUACCCGCAAACCUAGUGCUCCCCAUGGCUACACCUGUGAAUGUCCCCCAAAUUACCUUGGGCCAUACUGUGAGACCAGGAUCGACCAGCCUUGCCCCCGUGGCUGGUGGGGACACCCCACAUGUGGCCCAUGCAACUGUGACGUCAGCAAAGGCUUUGACCCAGACUGCAACAAGACAAGCGGCGAGUGCCACUGCAAGGAGAAUCACUACCGGCCUCCUGGCAGCCCCACCUGCCUCCUGUGUGACUGCUACCCCACGGGCUCUUUGUCUCGAGUCUGUGACCCUGAGGACGGCCAGUGUCCAUGCAAACCUGGUGUCAUCGGGCGCCAGUGUGAUCGCUGUGACAACCCUUUUGCUGAAGUCACUACAAAUGGCUGUGAAGUGAAUUAUGACAGCUGCCCACGGGCUAUCGAGGCUGGGAUCUGGUGGCCCCGCACCCGUUUUGGGCUGCCCGCUGCUGCCCCAUGCCCUAAAGGCUCCUUUGGGACCGCUGUGCGCCACUGUGAUGAACACAGGGGCUGGCUGCCCCCAAACCUCUUCAACUGCACGUCAGUCACCUUCUCAGAGUUGAAGGGUCUCGCUGAGCGGCUGCAGCGGAACGAAUCAGGCCUGGACUCAGGACGCUCCCAGCGGCUGGCCCUGCUCCUGCGCAAUGCUACACAGCACACCGCUGGCUACUUUGGCAGUGAUGUCAAAGUGGCCUACCAGCUGGCCACACGGCUGCUGGCUCACGAGAGUGCCCAGAGAGGCUUUGGGCUGUCUGCCACACAGGAUGUGCACUUCACUGAGAAUCUGCUGCGAGUGGGCAGCGCCCUUCUGGAUGCAGCCAACAAGCGGCACUGGGAACUGAUACAGCAGACGGAGGGCGGCACCGCCUGGCUGCUCCAGCACUACGAGGCCUACGCCAGCGCCCUGGCCCAGAACAUGCGGCACACCUAUCUAAGCCCCUUCACCAUUGUCACGCCCAACAUUGUCAUCUCUGUAGUGCGCUUGGACAAGGGGAACUUUGCUGGGGCCAAGCUGCCCCGCUAUGAAGCACUGCGAGGAGAGCGGCCCCCAGACCUAGAGACGACAGUCAUUCUACCCGAGUCUGUCUUCAGAGAGAUGACCCCUGUGGUCAGGCCUGCUGGCCCUGGGGAGGCCCAGGAACCUGAGGAGCUGGCACGGCGGCAGCGGCGGCACCCGGAGCUGAGCCAGGGAGAGGCUGUGGCCAGCGUCAUCAUCUACCGCACCCUGGCUGGGCUACUGCCCCACAACUACGACCCAGACAAGCGCAGUCUGAGAGUCCCCAAGCGUCCAGUCAUCAACACCCCUGUGGUGAGCAUCAGCGUCCAUGAUGAUGAGGAGCUCCUGCCUCGAGCCCUGGACAAGCCAGUCACUGUGCAGUUCCGGCUGCUGGAGACCGAGGAGCGGACCAAGCCCAUCUGUGUCUUCUGGAACCACUCUAUCCUGGUCAGUGGCACGGGUGGCUGGUCAGCCCGAGGCUGUGAGGUUGUCUUCCGCAACGAGAGCCAUGUCAGCUGCCAGUGCAACCACAUGACGAGCUUCGCUGUGCUCAUGGACGUGUCCCGGCGGGAGAAUGGAGAGAUCCUGCCCCUGAAGACACUGACAUAUGUGGCCCUAGGGGUCACCUUGGCUGCCCUGCUGCUCACCUUCCUCUUCCUCACCCUUCUUCGCGCCCUGCGCUCCAAUCAGCAUGGCAUCCGACGCAACCUGACAGCCGCCCUGGGCCUGGCUCAGCUGGUCUUCCUCCUGGGAAUCAACCAGGCUGACCUGCCUUUUGCUUGCACAGUCAUUGCCAUCCUGCUGCACUUCCUGUACCUCUGCACCUUUUCCUGGGCUCUGCUGGAGGCCUUGCACCUGUACCGGGCACUCACAGAGGUCCGUGACGUCAAUGCCGGCCCCAUGCGCUUCUACUACAUGCUGGGCUGGGGCGUGCCUGCCUUCAUCACAGGCCUAGCUGUGGGCUUGGACCCUGAAGGAUAUGGAAACCCUGACUUCUGCUGGCUCUCCAUCUAUGACACGCUCAUCUGGAGUUUCGCUGGUCCUGUGGCCUUUGCAGUCUCGAUGAGUGUCUUCCUGUACAUCCUGGCAGCCCGGGCCUCCUGUGCUGCCCAGCGGCAGGGCUUCGAGAAGAAAGGCCCUGUCUCUGGCCUGCAGCCUUCCUUUGCUGUCCUCCUGCUGCUGAGUGCCUCGUGGCUGCUGGCACUGCUCUCUGUCAACAGUGACACCCUUCUCUUCCACUACCUCUUUGCCGCCUGCAAUUGUGUCCAGGGCCCUUUCAUCUUCCUCUCCUACGUGGUGCUUAGCAAGGAGGUCCGGAAAGCACUCAAGUUUGCCUGCAGCCGCAAACCCAGCCCUGACCCUGCUCUGACCACCAAGUCCACCCUGACCUCGUCCUACAACUGCCCCAGCCCCUAUGCAGACGGGCGACUGUACCAGCCCUAUGGAGACUCAGCUGGCUCCCUGCACAGUGCCAGCCGCUCAGGCAAGAGCCAGCCCAGCUACAUCCCCUUCUUGCUGAGGGAAGAAUCCACCCUGAACCCUGGUCAAGUUCCCCCAGGCAUGGGGGACCCAGGAGGCCUCUUCCUGGAAGGUCAAGACCAACAGCACGAUCCUGACACGGACUCUGACAGUGACCUGUCCCUGGAAGAUGACCAGAGUGGCUCCUAUGCCUCUACUCACUCAUCAGACAGCGAGGAGGAGGAAGAGGAGGAGGAGGAGGCCGCCUUCCCUGGCGAGCAGGGCUGGGACAGCCUGCUGGGGCCUGGAGCGGAGAGACUGCCCCUGCACAGCACCCCCAAGGAUGGGGGCCCAGGGCCUGGGAAGGCCCCCUGGCCAGGAGACUUUGGAACCACAGCAAAGGAGAGCAGUGGCAGUGGGGCCCCCGAGGAACGGCCACGGGAAAAUGGAGAUGCCCUGUCUCGGGAUGUGUCCUUGGGCUCCCUUCCGGGCUCUUCUGCCCAGCCUCACAAAGGCAUCCUCAAGAAGAAGUGUCUUCCCACCAUCAGUGAGAAGAGCAGCCUCCUGAGGCUUCCCCUGGAGCACGGCACGGGCUCUUCUCGGGGUUCUUCAGCCAGCGAAGGCAGCCGGGGUGGGCUCCCUCCCCGCCCACCUCCCCGGCAGAGUCUCCAGGAACAGCUGAACGGUGUAAUGCCCAUCGCCAUGAGCAUCAAGGCAGGCACGGUGGAUGAGGACUCUUCAGGCUCCGAAUUUCUCUUCUUUAACUUCCUGCAUUAACCCUGGGCCGGUGGUUCCUUCGUCCCGAGGCUCCCUUCCCCUCCCCAGCUGCACUCAUGCCCCCACUCCUGUCUUGUGCUUUAUCCUGCCCCUGCUCCCCACCGCCUGCCCGCAGCAGCGACGAAACGUCCAUCUGAGGAGCCUGGGCCUUGCACCUAAGGCCAUCUAGUGCCAACUCCCUUCCCCACCAUUCCCCUCACUGCACUUUGGACCCCUGGGGCCAACAUCUCCAAGACAAAGUUUUUCAGAAAAGAGGAAAAAAGAAUUUAAAAAGGAUCUCCACUCUUCAUGACUUCAGGGAUUAAUUUUUUUUAUACGCUGGAAACUGACUCCCCUUUCCCUUCCCAAAGAGGAUAGGACCUCCCAGGAUGCUUCCCAGCCUCUCCUCAGUUUCCCAUCUGCUGUGCCUCUGGGAGGAGAGGGACUCUUAGGGGGCCUGCCCCUCAUUUGCCAUCACCAAAAGGAAAGGACAAAGCCACACGCACCUGGGGCGUCAGACCCUGCAGGCUGCACCGGGCAGGCCUCAGCUGGUGAGGGGUCAGGGCAAAGGGCGUUCCUUAUCCGCCCAUUGCUGCCUCUCCCAGGAACUGAAAAAGCCCUGUCCGGCCAGGGGCAGAAGGACUCAUCGCCCCUGGACCCCCAAAUGCUGCAUGAACACGUUUUAAGGGGAGCCUGCGUCCCCAGGCGGGGGCCGGCUGCCCCAGCCCCUCUCCUUUUCCUGGACUCUGGCCACGUGCUGUAGCCCAGGUGUUUGCUCAGUUUGCUGACCCCAAAGUGCUUCAUUUUUCCUGCCUGACCCUUGACCCGCACCUGGGGAAGGCCAGUCGUGUGUUAAGUUGCGCUUCUUUGCUGUCAUGUGGGUGGGAUUGGGAGGAGGAGGAAGCACAGAGCUGGCUCAAUUGCCCAAAGGGCCUCAAGCACAGAUAUGAAGUCUGGGUUCUGGUGUCCACCCACCCACUCUCCCCAAAUCAGACAAAUGCCACUUUGUCUGACCUGCUGUGGCCUCUGAGACAUGUUCUAUUUUUAACCCCUUCUUGGAAUUGGCUCUCUUCUUCAAAGGACCAGGUCCUGUUCCUCUUUGUCCCUUAUUCUACCCCAGCUCCCUGUGAAGAGAGAGUUAAUAUAUUUUUUUUAUUUAUUUGCUUUUUGUGUUGGGAUGGGUUUCUGUCCGGUCCCAGGGGGUCUGAUGUGGCCAUCGCAGGUUGGGUAUGUACCCAGCAGCCCUGGCUUUGGGGCCUAAUGCCCUUCCCCUCGCUCCAUUUCUUCCCCUCAGUUUCGCCAAUCGCUAUUCAUUUUGAGUCUCCCUUUAAGCAUGUAUUUCAGACUUGUCACUGACUUUCCUUCUGGAGCAGGUGGCUAGAAAAAGAGGCUGUGGGCAGGAAAAGGUGUUCCUGUUCUUCACCUGGAAGGCUGGCCUCUGGUUUUUCUGCCAUGUAUUCUCCUCCUGCCCUCUGCCCUUUUCCUCAGCAAUUCCUGCAAAGGGUUAAAAAUUUAACUGGUUUUUACUACUGAUGACUUGAUUUAAAAAAGAAAAAAAAAAUACAAAGAUGCUGGAUGCUAACUUGAUACUAACCAUCAGAUUGUACAGUUUGAUUGUUACUGUAAAUAUGGUAGAGUUUUGUUGUUGUUGUUUUUUUCCAUUCCCCAUACCACUGAAUAAACUAGUUCUGUGCAGGUA
Ictidomys tridecemlineatus (thirteen-lined ground squirrel) is the source of this 10415-nucleotide messenger RNA. RefSeq names its product cadherin EGF LAG seven-pass G-type receptor 2 (gene Celsr2). NCBI's taxonomy places the organism in Eukaryota, Metazoa, Chordata, Mammalia, Rodentia, Sciuridae. Gene Ontology annotation, biological process: cell surface receptor signaling pathway; homophilic cell-cell adhesion; G protein-coupled receptor signaling pathway. Gene Ontology annotation, cellular component: plasma membrane. The record is from RefSeq and is a predicted model, not a curated record. Gene Ontology annotation, molecular function: calcium ion binding; G protein-coupled receptor activity.